ACAGCACCGGGGUGAACUGGCCCUUUAAGACGGAUAAAGACGACAGCUCCGCACGAGCCGCCGAGCGUAUCGAUGCCGCGCGCUUGCAUUUCAUCAGUAACGUUCAUUUACACUGAUGCCGAGCGGAGAAUUCAACACGAUUUUAGUGUGUAAAGGUUCAUUUAAAUGAGGUAAAUUGAACGUUUUUACAUGGCGGGAGGAGAAAUGUGACGCCGUGCUCAGCCGGUCUGCUCUCUGGUGCGUAAUUGAUUCGAGCGGAGAAUCCUGAGCUGCAGCACUAAUUUUGGCACAGUCAGAAACCUCCAUCCUCUUCUCAGGGAGGGGGAGACUGCUGCUUUUGAACUUCCUACCUUUGUUGCUGCAGGACAUCCUGAUCACACCAACCAAGCAGUGCCCCUUCAUCUCACCCCAGAGAGCUUCUCUUAGAAAAUAAAUAAUUAUGGAGGACAAACGCAAGAAGCGGAGCCCAAAGGUGUCUCUCCCGCAGCCCCCUCCUCCCCCCAUCAACCCCCGCAAACUCUCCGUCUUGCCUGCCAGCAAAAGUGCCACCUUCUCUCUCGGCCUGCCGCAGCCCCCCUCCCCCAAGAACAGAGGCAAGUACAAGAGGUCGAUAGGAGCGCCGGGGCAGCCCAAAGAGGUGUUCACAGCUGUCGUAGCGCCACCAAAAACCACCAGGCCCCACAAGGAGAAGCCCAGGGCCCCCCAGCCUGCAGGGCCCAGUAAAGUCGUCCAGUCUUCCCCCCUGCAGCACUCCUUUCUCACAGAUGUCUCAGACGUGAGAGAGAUGGAAGGAGGCCUCCUCAACCUCCUCAAUGACUUCCACUCAGGCAAACUACAGGCUUUCGGUAAGGUGUGCUCCUUUGAGCAGCUGGAACAUGUGCGUGAGAUGCAGGAGAAGUUGGCCCGACUGCAUUUCAGUUUGGACAGCCACGUGGAGGAGCUUUCAGAGGACCAGAAGAAGUGUGCCUCCGACCACAACCUGGAGCACCUGCUCUGUAACCUGGAGGAGCUCAGCACCUCAAUACAAAAGCUCCAUUUGGCUGAGAACCAGGACCUGCCCAAGACAUCUGGCCCCUGACAAAGUGAGGCGCGGAGGACGGCGACCACACACUCAUCUUCUCCCAACAUCUUACCAGUCCAGGUUGCCAUGGCAUUGAUCCAGCUGCCUUAGAAACUGAAUGGAAAGAUCCACAGGAGGAGGAGGAGGAGGAGCUGUUUUUCCAUUUGGUUGGUGAAGCCGAGGGAACAGUAUAGCGACUCAAAACAGCAGAGCAUUUAGUGAACACUCAACCAAAACCAUAAACCCCUCAUUCAUGGCACAAGAAACAAUCAGAGGGUUAUCGAACUGUUGUUUUAGAUGAAAUAUGUUGUUUCUAAGGUUUCAGCAUGUUCUUGGCAUCAGUUAACGAUUACAUCAUUUGGAAACCAACAGUUGAAUCCAGGUGUUUGUGAUCCAACUCUCAUCACAGAAAGCACAUUUCCUGACAGCUAAGGAAGCUGUAGUAUGUCUCGUCUUUUGCGUCAUUUCAAAAGGUGUGUCUCUGUUAGCAAAGGUGAGAAAGUUUAGCCAUACUUACGUAGCAAACUCAUUUGACCCUUGUUGACAACACCACUGUGGUUAGCUCAGAACUUUGAAGGGAGUUUUCACUUUUGCUAUUAUUCUGAAGAUGCUCCGUCAUUUUUAUAGCUUUGCUUUUAAAGUUUAAUACUGGGAAACGGACUGGAUUUCAUAAAAGCAGGGCGAAUUUGAUAUAACUGCAUUUAAAGGGACUGCGUGAAAAGACACAAAAUGUAUGUUUAAUGUAAAACGGUUUAUAUAUUUUGCCAAUGUGCAGUCCAGCUACUGUAUUUGUUGACACUGGUGGGUUAAAAUGACUUUGAGUCAGAGGAUUUUUGUCAGGUUUGCCUUUCGGCUCAGUAGCAGCAUCCCUCCAAGCACGAGCUCGUCCACCCUGCUGCUGAAACGCUGUUAAACCACCUACUGUAACUGAAGGUCGCGGGACCUUCUCUCUCGUGAUACUGUGUUGGAUAGCACAGUAAUGUGGCCGGAAUAAAUCUCUGUGCAGUACAAUUUAAAAAAACGGCAGCUACUUUUAUAGUUAAAGUUUUUGGGGGGAGAUUAUGAUUUGCAUUGUAUUUAAUUCCAAAGUUGGCAGCAAUGUACCUUGGCCAAAUUAUUUAAUCCCUGACAAGCCAAUUAAAGUGGUAUUAGUGAAACAUUAAAGCAUUGGUGCAUUUAAUACAAUAUGUAAUAUGAGUCUCAUAUGUUUUCUAAGUUGGUCUGAA
This is a messenger RNA of Plectropomus leopardus (leopard coralgrouper), 2286 nucleotides long. RefSeq names its product coiled-coil domain containing 28B (gene ccdc28b). The record is from RefSeq and is a predicted model, not a curated record. NCBI's taxonomy places the organism in Eukaryota, Metazoa, Chordata, Actinopteri, Perciformes, Serranidae.